UCAUUCACACCGAAAAAGCAAAAAAGGAAAUCACCCAGCCACUCAUUCCCAAAAGUAUCAGUGAUCCGAUCCAAGCCAAGCCCCAGAGACUUCCAAUCAUUACAAACUGAAAAAGAGUUUAGCUCAUUGUUCAAGUCUUCUAUUUCAGUAUUCCUCCCUGAAUUCCCUUUCAACUGGCAACAAGUGACGAGCAAAAGAUCAAGCUUUGUUGUGGGUUGGGAAUUGCAGCUUGUUUCGUUGCAUCAACGAACUUUAGUUUUACUUUGAUUGCUCUACUUCUCCAACCAGAAAAGCAAAAAGCCAACUAAAUAAUAGGAAUGGAGUUGCUUUCAAAGAUUGUGGAGUACCCGAUUGAACUUGUUGGACGUCUACUGGGACGCCAAGUGGGUUAUGUAAUUCACUGCAGAACCAACAUUCAAAAGCUACAGCAUCAAGUGAAAGAAUUGAAAGCUGCCAGAGAGACGAUAAAGGAUAAGCUUGUUGAAGCUGAAACAAAAGGUGAAAAAAUACGACCUGAUGUCGAGUUGUGGCUGACAACAGUGGACGAGAUCACUGCAAAGACAGACGAAUUGUUGAAUGACGAAAGCCAAGCAAAGCUGAAAUGCCUCCAUGGCUUUUGUCCUAAUGUGACCGUCCGUCAUCGACUAAGCAGGAACUCAACAAAGUUGGCACAGGAGGUUGUCGAACACCAUGGAAAAAGUAGAUUAAUUUCUGAAGUUUCAGGUGGUUUUCAUCGGAAGGAGGUAUGGGAUGUAACUACCGGAGAUUACCAGGCCCUUGAAUCAAGGAUGUUAAUUGUGAAGAAAAUCAUGGAUAGUCUGAAAGACUUGGAUAUUCAGAGGAUUGGGGUGUGUGGAAUUGGGGGAGUGGGUAAAACCACAUUGGUCAAAGAAGUUUACAAGCAAGCUUCAGUAGAUAAAAAAUUAUUUGAUAAUGUGAUUAUCCUAUUAGAUGUGAAAAGUAACCCAGACCCGGAAGCAAUUCAAAAGAAGAUUGUUGAAAAGCUGGGCAUGGAGAUUCUUCCAACUGAAACUAAAGAAGGAAGAGCGACUCGGCUAUGUGCCGAGCCCAAGAUACAGGGCAAAAAGAUUCUUCUAAUUUUGGAUGACGUUCAAGAAAAGAUUGAGUUGGAGGAUUUGGGAGUUCCCCGUCUCCCAACUUGUAAAAUUUUGUUGACAUGUAGAACUCGAGAAGUUUUAUCGCUUGACAUGCAGGCGAAGAAAGUGUUUCAUCUUGAUCUUUUAGGUAAAGAAGAGACAUGGAGUUUGUUUAUGAAGAUGGCAGGAGAUGUUGUUGAACAGAAUCAUCGUGUACGAGAUGUAGCAAUCCAAAUAGCCGAAAAAUGUGGAGGUUUGCCCUUAUUAGUCAUCACAAUUGCAAGUGCAUUAAAAGAGAAAAAGAAAUUUCAAGCAUGGAAAGAUGCCUUGAGACGACUUAAAAGUUUUGAUAAAGAAGAGUCGACAAAAAAGGCAUAUUUGGCUCUGGAGUGGAGUUACAAUCAACUGGAUGACAAGGAGCUUAAACCAAUAUUCUUGCUCUGCGGAAUGUUAGUGGUGCAGAACAGUAUUUGUUUGCAAGACUUGCUGAAAUAUGGUAUGGGUUUAGGCUUGUUUAAAAACAUCUCUACGUUGGAAGAAGCACAAGAUUCCAUGGAUACAUUGAUAGAAAAACUGAAAGAUUCUUGCUUGUUGCUAGACGGUGAAACUGAGGGAUGGGUCAGAAUGCAUGAUCUUGUAUGUGAUGCUGCUAAUUGGAUUGCAUGCAAAGAUCAAUACAUAUUAUCAGUAGGAUAUGGAGGUGAGUUGAAGGGAUGGCCAGAAAGGGAUUGCUUGAAAAUCUGCACUAAAAUCUCUCUCCGAAGGAGCAAUAUUCCCACACUUUCUGAAAUACCCUUGGAAUGCCCAAAACUAGAAUUGUUUUGUUUGAACAGUGAAGAUGACUCGGUGGUAAUCCCAUCAAACUUUUUUAGUGAGAUGCGGAAACUCAAGGUGCUGGAUUUAACCAAUAUGCUUAUGCCAUCAUUGCCUUUAUCUCUUCAAUACUUGAAGACGCUUCAAACGUUGUGCUUAGAUCAAUGCACACUGGGAGAUAUGACUCUACUCGGGCAGCUAAGUAGCUUAGAAAUUCUUAGCCUUUUACGAUCCAAUGUUAAAGAAUUGCCUAGAGAAAUAGGGCAAUUGACUCGGCUUCGGCUGUUGGAUUUAUCUGGGUGUUCUCAACUUAAAGUGAUCUCACCUACUGUCAUAUCAAGCUUGGUGAGAUUGGAAGAUUUGAGAAUGAGAAACAGCUUUAACAAAUGGGAGGUUGAAGGUGAAAAUAGUAAUGCAAGCCUGUCUGAGCUAAAGCACUUGUCUCAGCUAUCCGCAUUAGAAAUACAUAUUCCGAAUGCUGACAUUCUUCCAGCAAACUUGUUCUCCCACAAGUUAGAGGGAUAUGAUAUUAUUAUUGGAGAUGCAUGGAAUGUGGGAUAUUAUAAGACUAAAGUGACUCGUAACACACUAAAACUCAAGCUCACUAACAACAAUGGAUUGGAUGAAGGCCUAAAAUCGUUGGUGAAGAGAUCUGAGGACUUGUCCUUAGAUCAGAGUGUUAUUAAUAUUGUCCAGCAAUUGGAUACCAAAGAUUUUGGGAAUGUGAAACAACUCCGACUCCAAAAAAAUAUUGACUUUGCAGAUAUCAUUAAUAGAAAGGUUGUAUUCCCAAAUCUGAUAACCUUGGAGGUGCAUGGAUGUGAUAAUUCAAGAUUUUUGUUCUCAUUUUCUAUUGCUAAAAGUUUUAAGCUACUCAAACAGCUGAAAAUAUCCACAUGUGAACUUUUGCAAGAGAUUGUAUCAUCAACAAGAGAAUGCAGUGAAGAAAAUAUGGAUAACAUGUUUUCCAAACUUAAUAGUUUGGAACUCAAAGCACUUCCAAACCUUGCUAGAUUUGGCACAGCAAAUUAUAUUGAAUUUCCAGUCUUGGAAAAAUUGGAGAUAGUUGCUUGUGUUAAAUUGGCGGAAUUCAUUGGCAAUAAAGUUGCUGCGAGUAGUAAAGAUACUAGAAUCUGCAAUGAAAUUGAACAGAGGAUUUUGGAAGAGGAAGAAAACCUUGAUGUUCGGAGCGAGACUGGUGUGCAAUAUAUCCUCUUUGACAAAAAGGUUGUAUUCCCAAAUUUAGUAAGCUUGACGGUGCAUGGAUGUGAUAAUUUAAGAUUUUUAUUCUCAUUUUCUGUGGCUAGAAGUCUUGUACUACUCGAACACCUGAAAAUAUCCUCAUGUGAACUUCUGCAAGAGAUUGUAUCAUCAACAAGAGAAUGCAGUGAAGAAAAUAUGGAUAACGUGUUUUCCAAACUUAAUAGUUUGGAACUCAAAGCACUUCCAAACCUUGCUAGAUUUGGCACAGCAAAUUAUAUUGAAUUUCCGGUCUUGGAAAAAUUGGAGAUAGUUGCUUGUGUUAAAUUGGUGGAAUUCAUUGGCAAUAAAGUUGCUGCGAGUAGUAAAGAUACUAGAAUCUACAAGGAAAUUGAACAGAGGAUUUUGGAAGAGGAAGAAAAGCUUGAUGUUCGGAGCGAGACUGGUGUGCAAUAUAUCCUCUUUGACAAAAAGGUUGUAUUCCCAAAUUUAGUAAGCUUGACGGUGCAUGGAUGUGAUAAUUUAAGAUUUUUAUUCUCAUUUUCUGUGGCUAGAAGUCUUGUACUACUCGAACACCUGAAAAUAUCCUUAUGUGAACUUCUGCAAGAGAUUGUAUCAUCAACAAGAGAAUGCAGUGAAGAAAAUAUGGAUAACAUGUUUUCCAAACUUAAUAGUUUGGAACUCAAAGCACUUCCAAACCUUGCUAGAUUUGGCACAGCAAAUUAUAUUGAAUUUCCGGUCUUGGAAAAAUUGGAGAUAGUUGCUUGUGUUAAAUUGGUGGAAUUCAUUGGCAAUAAAGUUGCUGCGAGUAGUAAAGAUACUAGAAUCUGCAAUGAAAUUGAACAGAGGAUUUUGGAAGAGGAAGAAAACCUUGAUGUUCGGAGCGAGACUGGUGUGCAAUAUAUCCUCUUUGACAAAAAGGUUGUAUUCCCAAAUUUAGUAAGCUUGACGGUGCAUGGAUGUGAUAAUUUAAGAUUUUUAUUCUCAUUUUUGGUGGCUAGAAGUCUUGUACUACUCGAACACCUGAGAAUAUCCUUAUGUAAACUUUUGCAAGAGAUUGUACCAUCAACAAGAGAAUGCAGUGAAGAAAAUAUGGAUAACAUGUUUUCCAAACUUAAUAGUUUGGAACUCAAAGCACUUCCAAACCUUGCUAGAUUUAGCACAGCAAAUUAUAUUGAAUUUCCGGUCUUGGAAAAAUUGGAGAUAGUUGCUUGUGUUAAAUUGGUGGAAUUCAUUGGCAAUAAAGUUGCUACGAGUAGUAAAGAUACUAGAAUCUGCAAGGAAAUCGAACAGAGGAUUUUGGAAGAGGAAGAAAACCUUGAUGUUCGGAGCGAGACUAGUGUGCAAUAUAUCCUCUUUGACAAAAAGGUUGUAUUCCCAAAUUUAGUAAGCUUGACGGUGCAUGGAUGUGAUAAUUUAAGAUUUUUAUUCUCAUUUUAUGUGGCUAGAAGUCUUGUACUACUCGAACACCUGAAAAUAUCCUCAUGUGAACUUCUGCAAGAGAUUGUAUCAUCAACAAGAGAAUGCAGUGAAGAAAUUAUGGAUAACAUGUUUUCCAAACUUAAUAGUUUGGAACUCAAAGCACUUCCAAACCUUGCUAGAUUUGGCACAACAAAUUAUAUUGAAUUUCCGGUCUUGGAAAAAUUGGAGAUAGUUGCUUGUGUUAAAUUGGUGGAAUUCAUUGACAAUAAAGUUGCUACGAGUAGUAAAGAUACUAGAAUCUGUAAGGAAAUUGAACAGAGGAUUUUUGAAGAGGAAGAAAAGCUUGAUGUUCGGAGUGAGACUGGUGUGCAAUAUAUCCUCUUUGACAAAAAGGUUGUAUUCCCAAAUUUAGUAAGCUUGACGGUGCAUGGAUGUGAUAAUUUAAGAUUUUUAUUCUCAUUUUCUGUGGCUAGAAGUCUUGUACUACUCGAACACCUGAAAAUAUCCUUAUGUGAACUUCUGCAAGAGAUUGUAUCAUCAACUAGAGAAUGCAGUGAAGAAAAUAUGGAUAACAUGUUUUCCAAACUUAAUAGUUUGGAACUCAAAGCACUUCCAAACCUUGCCAGAUUUGGCACAGCAAAUUAUAUUGAAUUUCCCGUCCUGGAAAAAUUGGAGAUAGUUGCUUGUGUUAAAUUGGUGGAAUUCAUUGGCAAUAAAGUUGCUACGAGUAGUAAAGAUACUAGAAUCUGCAAGGAAAUUGAACAGAGGAUUUUGGAAGAGGAAGAAAACCUUGAUGUUCGGAGCGAGACUGGUGUGCAAUAUAUCCUCUUUGACAAAAAGGUUGUAUUCCCAAAUUUAGUAAGCUUGACGGUGCAUGGAUGUGAUAAUUUAAGAUUUUUAUUCUCAUUUUUGGUGGCUAGAAGUCUUGUACUGCUCGAACACCUGAAAAUAUCCUCAUGUGAACUUCUGCAAGAGAUUGUAUCAUCAACAAGAGAAUGUAGUGAAGAAAAUAUGGAUAACAUGUUUUCCAAACUUAAUAGUUUGGAACUCAAAGCACUUCCAAACCUUGCUAGAUUUGGCACAGCAAAUUAUAUUGAAUUUCCCGUCUUGGAAAAAUUUGAGAUAGCUGCUUGUGUUAAAUUGGUGGAAUUCAUUGGCAAUAAAGUUGCUACGAGUAGUAAAGAUACUAGAAUCUGCAAUGAAAUUAAACAGAGGAUUUUGGAAGAGGAAGAAAAUCUUGAUGUUCGGAGCGAGACUGGUGUGCAAUAUAUCCUCUUUGACAAAAAGGUUGUAUUCCCAAAUUUAGUAAGCUUGACGGUGCAUGGAUGUGAUAAUUUAAGAUUUUUAUUCUCAUUUUCUGUGGCUAGAAGUCUUGUACUACUCGAACACCUGAAAGUAUCCUCAUGUGAACUUCUGCAAGAGAUUGUAUCAUCAACAAGAGAAUGCAGUGAAGAAAAUAUGGAUAACAUGUUUUCCAAACUUAAUAGUUUGGAACUCAAAGCACUUCCAAACCUCGCUAGAUUUGGCACAGCAAAUUAUAUUGAAUUUCCGGUCUUGGAAAAAUUGGAGAUAGUUGCUUGUGUUAAAUUGGUGGAAUUCAUUGGCAAUAAAGUUGCUACGAGUAGUAAAUAUACUAGAAUUUGCAAGGAAGUUGAACAGAGGAUUUUGGAAGAGGAAGAAAACCUUGAUGUUGGAGCGAGACUGGUUUGCAAUAUAUCCUCUUUGACAAAAAGGUAGGAUUUCCUAGCUUGGAGAGAUUGAGCAUCAUUGGGGCAAGGGAGCUGAAGGUAAUAUGGCAUGUCCAACUUGCUCGAUACUCUUUUCGGAGACUCAAGCAAGUUGAGGUUUGGGAAUGUGACAAUCUAAUAAGUUUGUUUCCGCCUAGUGUCAUGAAAAGAUUGAAUGCGCUCGAAACCUUGAAGACAUGGGAGUGCAAAUCACUAGAAGUGGUAUGCGAGGAAAUUGUUGUUACAGAAAAGGAACAAGAAGUUGUAGAAACAACACCUCCUCUAUUUGUAUUUCCAAAAAUAACAUCCGUGCAGUUGUGUAAUCUACCUCAACUUACGGGUUGCAUAAAUGCUUCACAGUUGCUAUCACUCAAACGAUUGGAGGUGAGGGGAUGUGAUAAAGUGGGAAUUUUUGCCGCAGAAUUUUCUCACUUUGGAAAGAAAUAUGAGAUGGAACCUCUAAUGACGUCUCAAAAGCCUUUAUUUCUAACCGACAAGGAUUCGUUCCUCGACUUGGAACGCUUAUCAUUGUUUGGCAUGGAAAUUUGGGAUGGACCACCCCCAGCGGAUCAGUUGGUGUUUAGCAAAUUAAAAUCAAUCUGCUUUUAUGGCAAUUGUGCACCUUUCUCCAAGCAAGCUUCGGUCCUUUUUCUCCAGAGUUUACAAAAUCUUGAAGAAAUUGCAAUGCGACAGAAUUCUUACGAAAGAAUUAGUGGUUGCACUACUAGGGAAGAAAUACAUGUUGGUGCAAUUGGGAGUGGGACCCUCCCCAGUGUAAGGAGUUUGACGCUGCGCUGGAUGGACCAAUUGAAGGAUCUAGAGAACGACAACUCCCAAUCACUACUUCUUCCAAAUUUGGAAACCCUUGAGCUGUGGUUUUGUUCCAGAUUAAAAAGUAUAGAGUCAUCCGCAAUAACCUUCCGGAAUCUUACAACUUUGAGAGUAUGGCAUUGCGAUGGAUUUGAAUAUAUAACAAGUUAUUCGGUGGCUAAAAGCUUAGUGCAGCUCAAAACAUUGGAGGUGGCCUCCUGUCAAAGUGUUGUAGUGAUAGUGGCAAGCAAUGUGGGAGACGAUGAUGCUGAUGAUGCCCCUGGAAAUGAGAUUGUUUUCAGCCACUUGCAACAUUUGGGUCUACUUAAUCUACCAAGGCUACAAGGCGUUUCCUCCGAAAAUUGCACAGUCAAAUUCCCAUCCUCCGUGACCUUAAGUGUAUAUUCAUGCCCGAUCAAGUUGAAGAUUUCCCCUAAUGGGGUCCUCCUAAGAGUAAUAGAGGAUCAAUCAUCAUCAAUGUGAGCAAAAAGGAGAUGAUGAUAUUGACAAUGAUGAUGAUGAUCAACAGAAAAAUGAUGUUGAAUCAGCUCGGAGAACUCCUAAAAUAUCAUCAGAAGAGCCUGCUCUCUAGAUGCUUCAACAGUACCCAUUUCAAAAUUGGCAAGCACCAUUCUUUCAUAUGCAGUCCUCGGCACCCUUGAUGUGCGUAGCUGCUGAUCUUAAUCUCGUUCAAGCUAUGCCGGUCCUGCUGAUCGGCACAUAUUGCUUGCGCGUAUGCAUAAAUUAGUUUGAUUUUUAAGUGAUUUGUAAAUAUAAAUCUGAUUUUCUCCCUCAUAGAGCAGUGUGAUCACUGUGAUGGUUAUCAGAGCUCUGGUCUUCCAAAGUGUGCCUCUGGUCCUGCCCAGCUUAGACAGUGAGACACUCGGUGAUUGAUCCUUGGGACUCCUCUCUUGUUUGGAUUGCGCUUUUUCUUUAUGUUUCUAUGCCUUGUGUGCGUGUUUUCACUGCUUCUAGUGUUGUAUUUGGUGCUUCAAUUCUUUGUAUUAUGUCUGACUGAUAGAUGAAGUACCAUACACUAAUAUUGAGUAGACUUUUCUCCUCUCUUCUUUAGUAAAAGAAUUUCUCCAGGUUGUGAUCA
This is a messenger RNA of Rosa chinensis, 8168 nucleotides long. RefSeq lists its product as uncharacterized. NCBI's taxonomy places the organism in Eukaryota, Viridiplantae, Streptophyta, Magnoliopsida, Rosales, Rosaceae. Gene Ontology annotation, molecular function: ADP binding. The record is from RefSeq and is a predicted model, not a curated record.